Molecule: messenger RNA, 1365 nt
Organism: Hypoxylon trugodes
Lineage: Eukaryota; Fungi; Ascomycota; Sordariomycetes; Xylariales; Hypoxylaceae
Exons: 2
Coding region: 395-982 (195 amino acids)
Source: RefSeq, a predicted model, not a curated record
CAAACUCGAACAGACAAAAUUCUUAAUUGCGGAUUAAUUAUAUAUUUUAUUUCGUAUGUGCGUAUCAACGUCGACCAUACAGACAGGAGCAUAAGAAUGCCUACAACUCCGUGAUAAUGGAUGGUAACACAAGUCGACCGAUCGUAGAUACAACACGGCAGCCCGCAGCAAAACCUCCGAUGAUGUUGUCAUCACGUCAAAAACAGAAGCGCAGUGGAAGGUGCAAACGCAAUAACGUAUCACACGUCCCAUAACUUUCAAGUCUAAGCAAAUUCGUUUCUUAUUUCCUACCUAUACACUAUCAACUCGUCUCUUCAACCAAUUGGUCUUAGUUGUAUAGUAAAUCUACUCGCUGCACCGACCAUUCAAAUACAACAGCUAGAAAAACAUUACAAUGUCAGCAACUAGAAACACCGAAUCCAUGGCCCACCAGGGCGAAUUUCAUAGCCGCGUGCCACCCUCAGAGCCCCUGACCACUACCGGCCAUAAGCCUGGUGUCAAGGUUGGCAAUGAGGCCGUCCCAGAAUUUCACAUAGAACAGCACGCUCCGGGUACUGCUCCACGGGAACACACGUUUCAACCGCGACCCGAAGGCGAAACUCCGGCUGAGGCUCCAAAUGUCGAAGCCCAACGAUUAACCAAUCCCACUGAUACACUUGGCGGAACCACGUCCCAAGCAGUCCAUACUGGCUUGGGUAAGCCAAUUCAGGGACAAACGGGGGCGGAGUUACAUGGUGACAAUCAAGGACGACGAAAGAAGGAGCAUGCUGGCCUGGAAGGCGUUGGGGCCAGCGUGGGCGACACUGUCCGUCAGAAGGGGGCUGAUCUACCCGAGGGAGUAGAGAAAGGCACAAGAGGUAAGGGAAGCGUCGAUUACCCUUCGGCGUCGGAGCGCAUCCCAGCCAGCGCGGAGGAAGUCGCAGCGGAGCGCAAGGUACCUGAGCGCGCCUACGAUUACACACAAUCCGGGAAACCCAAAUAAAGCAAGCAAGAGUUGCAAUUGAGGGAAUGGGCGGAAGAAUAGAGGGAACCGAUACGUCUAACAGCAGUCGGGUUAAAUCUCUAUUUAUAUACUAAUCGGGCACAAAGUCGGGAUGGUGCGCGUUGUUUGGUAGAAUUAAUGAUCUCCACGAGGAUCUAUUACUUAUACCUAAUAGUCGAAAUAAGAUCAAUAUGGUAAACUAAAUCAGGGACUUGUGCAACCUGCAGAGAUAUGGGAUAAAAACUGUUGGUGCUCCUACAGCUGAAGAUGCGACAGAGUUCCCCAAUUUUGCGGCGGUGAUGGGUACUUAUUACCCAUAUAUAUAGGUGCUUACACUCGCUAAUCUGGCAGUCUGGUCCCUCUCGAGCCCUACAGAAAGGCCA